Molecule: messenger RNA, 1317 nt
Organism: Daldinia loculata
Lineage: Eukaryota; Fungi; Ascomycota; Sordariomycetes; Xylariales; Hypoxylaceae
Exons: 1
Coding region: 155-1234 (359 amino acids)
Source: RefSeq, a predicted model, not a curated record
CCUUUUGAUGACGCCCCUUUGAGCUCGACCCCUACUUGUAUAAAGGAAAUUCUCAUCGAGUUAACUCCUCAAAUAUCUUCCCUCACAUACCGCGGGCAUAGUAAUUUCAAAUAUAUACUGUCAAUAUUCAGAUCCCUUAAACCCACAGGUCAAAAUGCGUUUUACUACCUCCCUUUUCGCGGCUACCCUCGCCGCAGCCCACGUAGUCGAACAGGCUCCUCGAGAUGCUAUGAUCACGCCUGCCCCCGUACUAAAGGGACGUCAGUCAUGGCAUGACUCCCUCUCGUCGGCACUCGCCCAAGCUAGCUCAGCGCAAGCACGUGCCAGCUCCAUCGCACAGCAAUACGGAGGAAACGGAGCAGAAUGGCGGGCAGCCGAAAGCUCCGCUUUAGCAGCAGCAGGCUCAGCCCAAGCCGCGGCAAGCAGCAUCGCUGCGCAGUAUGGAAAACGCGAGCUUAAUGAGCGCCAGGCUUGGGAAGUCGCCGUAUCCGAGGCCGAAGCUGCCGCAAGUCAGGCUGCCGCAUUAGCCAGCAGCAUCGCCGCUGAUUUCGGAAAACGCGACGGCCACGCCCUUGAUGCCCGUCAAGCCUGGAAGGAGGCGCAGUCCGCGGCCGAGAAAGCCGCCAGUGAAGUGGCUGCGAUAGCAAACAGCAUCGCAGGCGACUUCGGCAAACGCCAGGACUGGCAAUCAGUAGCCGAUUCUGCCGAAAGCCUCGCAAACUCGUGGGGUAGUGCCGGACAGUCGAUCGGCAACUCGUGGGCUUCCGUCGGAUCCGGCGUCGCCAAGUCUGCUGAGAGCUUUGGCCAAUCGGUUGCCAGCGAUGCUCAAAGCCUCGGGUCUUCUAUCGCGAGCAGUGCUGAGAGUCUCGGCUCCUCGAUUGCGAACAGCGCGCAAAGCCUCGCUACAUCGGUAGUCAACAGCAUCGAGAGCGUAGCUUCCACUGCUGCCGACGCCGCUCUAUCUUCUGCUAGCGCUGCCGUCGCCAGUGCUGAGAGUGUUGCUUCUACUGCCACUGGCACCGCUCAAGCAGCCGCCUCAUCCGCCGUCGAAAGCGCCCACUCCGCUGCCUCCGUCGCAUCAAGCGCCGCAUCAGCAGCUUCGGAAACCGCAAGUCCCAGCACCAGUGCCGAUGUCAACACCAAUGCCGCACCAGGUACUGUCGAACUAUCAUCCUCGCUGCUAAGCAUGUCUGUCGCAGCUUUUGCUGUUCUCUUGGGGGCUGCUUUAUUGUAAUUUAAUAAUUUCGAAGGGUCAACAAUAUAGAUCUAGAAGGGUCAUUAGGGAGUAACAGUAUUUAGAGGUAUUCUUGAGGAUAU